Messenger RNA from Pseudophryne corroboree (corroboree frog), 1799 nucleotides. RefSeq names its product beta-1,4-galactosyltransferase galt-1-like. Bases 257 to 1549 code for a protein of 430 amino acids. The record is from RefSeq and is a predicted model, not a curated record. The transcript has 2 exons. Lineage: Eukaryota; Metazoa; Chordata; Amphibia; Anura; Myobatrachidae. Gene Ontology annotation, molecular function: glycosyltransferase activity. Gene Ontology annotation, cellular component: cytoplasm.
GAGUCCCGCCCCUCUUAGUACAUUUGAACACACGAGAGAGUGUGUCAGUCUCAGCCUCCUCUGAGAUUUGGGGAUUUCUGCUACAGGUCUGCGCUGUGAUUGGCUCCCUGGGAUUAUUGCUCUCUGCCUGGCUGUGGACGUGAAUCCUUCCUGAGGAAUAGCAGCAGCUGAGAUACCAGUAGAAGAGACGGGGACUUUACAGCUGGGUGAGCAGAAUUUAGGGUGACCAGCGACAGUUGCUCCAUUUCCUGAUACAAUGGUCAGUGCCUCAAUGAGGAACCUGACAUAUAUGUAUGUCUUACUGACUGGCGCCUUUCUCCUGGGAUUUUUUACUAACCAUCUCAACCCUGCGUUGAAUCGCUGGAGACCUCCGUGUAUCUGCUGUGAUCGUAGACUGACCGCUGAUACCAUUACCCCACUGCGAGACAACCGGACAUUUAUCAUAGCUCCAUAUAUCGACACUCGAAUACAGAAACGCGCAGUCCGUAUCCUCAGCAUUAUUCACCAUAAAGAGGUAAAGGAGCUAUACUGCUGGUUUUGCUGCACCGUAAACAAAUCUGUGGAGGUUUCCCGGGCUCAAAUAGAUAUACUCGGUGACCGGUUCGGCUUUCCCUAUGGUACAACGAACCUGGUCUGUAUGGAACCACCAGACUGCCAUGCCAAGUACCUAUCUGUCCAUACGUCUCCUACAGGAAACAUGAUGCAAUUACCCUUGUUCCGAAUACAAAAUCAGGACAGGUCCGCCAACUUCACAGUCUGCAUUUCCACCAUGUAUGGGAAUUACAGUAACGUCUUACAGUUCAUACAGACCAUGGAGAUGUACCGGAUAUUGGGGGCCCAGCGGGUCACCAUCUACCUUAAUAACUGCAGCACACAGGUGGAAAAACUUUUGCAAUACUAUGUAGCAGAAGGCUUUGUAGAACUGAUACCAUGGCCAAUCGAACAAUACUUGACCGUGGCACGAAGAUGGCACCAUUCCAUGGAGGCCAAAGAUAUUGGGUAUUAUGGCCAAAUGGCAACACUCAAUGACUGUAUCUAUCGGAACAUGUACAGGAGUAUGUAUGUGCUGCUUAAUGAUAUGGAUGAAAUAAUUCUGCCAAUCAAACACCGGACGUGGGACAGCCUGAUGGAAAGUCUCCAGCAACAGAACCCAGACGUUGGGGUUUUUAUCUUUGAAAAUCGCAUUUUCCCUCGGACCGUGGCCACUGACGGAAACUUCUCCAACACUUCAUCUUGGAAGAGUUUGCCGGGAUUCAAUAUACUUCAGCACGUUCACCGUGAGCCAGAAAGACCGGGCCAUUUCAAUCCCCGGAAAAUGAUUGUGGAUCCUAGGAAGGUUUAUCAAACAUCUGUGCACAAUGUUCUAAAAUCUAUUGGGGGUUCUAAAAGAGUCUCAGUGGAGACAGCCCUGCUUUACCAUUGCAGAGACCCCCACCAGAACAAUUUACCUAAGACAUCUUUAAUAGAAGAUAAAACUCUUUGGAGAUACAAUGCUUCAUUGAUUACAAAUGUUAACAUGGUCCUGAGUCAAGUAGAUCUACAGUCAUAAGAACCCGAGGGUCAUUAAUGUCAGAUUAUUCUUUCCACAUCUACAGAUCCCAGCCACAGUAUCUAUAACUAGAUAAAUAAGUUAUAGAUACUGUGGCCGGGAUGCAGGGCCGGUUCGAGGGCCCUCGGCGCCCCGGGCAAGGAAUGGGGGUGUGGCUUAAUACAGGGGGCAUGGUCAGUUACGCUCCCUGUACAGUAGAAGCACCGCUUAAAUGCUGAGCGGUGCGCGAUGACGUCAUCGCGCACCGCAC